Messenger RNA from Caenorhabditis remanei, 663 nucleotides. RefSeq lists its product as uncharacterized. The record is from RefSeq and is a predicted model, not a curated record. NCBI's taxonomy places the organism in Eukaryota, Metazoa, Nematoda, Chromadorea, Rhabditida, Rhabditidae. The transcript is spliced from 6 exons. Bases 1 to 663 code for a protein of 220 amino acids.
AUGAUUACGGGUACAGGUAUAUUCAUCGUCUGUCUAUGUAAGGCGAAAAAAAGAAACAAAUGUCCGGUUCGGCCGAUUACCUCAUCGAUGAGAUUGGCCCCCGCAUCCGACGUAAUGAUUGAUAGUACACGAACAGCAGUGGAUAAGGAAGAGAAGAAGAAAAUGAAGGAAAAAGCGGACAAAUCGUUACGAAUAUCAUCGAAAAAGUCGAAAAAAUCGAUAUGGAAGAAGAAAGGGGGUAGUAAGUCAUCGGAUGCCUCACAGAAGGCGUCGAAGAAAUCGAAAAAGUCGAAGAAACGAAGCGAGCGACAGCCGGUUCCGAAGAGACCACAGGUCGGCGCGAUGGAUGACGAUGUCAAGUCAACGCAGAGAUCUGGGAAUAGCGACCCGCGUGGACCACCAAAAACCGCCGCUGCUCUACCACAGGCUAAUAGUGUACAAGCUAAAACACCCAAAAGUUCUCCCAUCGGCACUCUUCCAUCCGCUAAUCCCUCAGACGGUCCAAAAGCACUGUCCCCUGUCAAAUCGAUCCCCAAGACACCUGUCCAAUCACUUCCACUACUAACGCCGGUGCCGGAGAGCGGUCCGUCACCGAGAUCCGCACCAGUCGCCCUGCCGAAUAGUGCAGAAUCCAAGAAUAUCAAGUCGAUGCCGGUGUUUUGA